AGUGCCUCCCUUCCCAAUCGCCUGCGCGGUCGGUCCCAGGGAACGGGCUCUAAGGAAGCUCCAGCCCGACUGGCGAUUCGCGAGCCCCCUUUCGUCCCGUUCCCUCCUCCUCCCUCCCCCACCAAGGGACUAUUUCUUCGGCCGGGGUCGGGCGAAGCGAACACUUGUAGCUGCGGGAGUGACAGCGGUCUCCCUGACCAAACUGUGCGCGCGCCCCAGCAGAGUCACGUGUCUUUUGCCCCUCCGGGAGCAGCCAAAGCAGGAGGCGCUACUACAACUGAUCUCAUGCUGUCCCGUAGCCGUGGGUGACCUCUUCAGAUCGCCCCCGGCCGGCGGGCCCCGCCUGACCCCCCCUCCGCCCCCUCGCACCAUGAGGAAAGCUCUCCGGAUGGACAGGGAGAGAAGCUAACCGCCGGGUUAUUGGUUCUUUUCUCCUCCCAGGCGACCGAGAGAUGCCCGGGGCUACGAAAUGUCGCCGUCGCCACGUGCUGUCUGCCCUGGUCUUCUUUCUAGUCCUCACUUCGGCUCGGACGUCCCGCUUGGAAAGCAGUAGCGGCGCCGCCUUCCAAACCAAAAGCAGAGGUCUCCAAGGGCCCGCGGGGGAUCGAAAAACGCUGCUCGACUUGCUGCUCAAAGCUCUGGUGGACAGCAGCAGCUUCCAGGCAGCCUCGUCUCAGCCCUUCAAGGCGGAGCGGGUCAUAGUUCGGCGCUUCACCAACGGCGGCGCCCAUUAUUCCUCGGCAGCUCUGGAUCGCGAAGCUAAAGUCAGCUCUUCCUCGACCUCCAGGGAGCGAGCGCCCAGGUUCUUAGCCGCUUCCAGACAUUCAGAGGUAUUUCCAAGAGAUUCCAGUUUAAAAGACAAAUUCAUCAAACACUUUACAGGUCCUGUCACGUUUUCAGCUGAAUGCAGUAAGCAUUUCCAUCGCCUAUAUCAUAAUACACGGGAUUGUUCAACACCAGCUUGACUAAUCCUAUAAGGAAGGCAGGAAGGAAACAUUCUGGUGUUGUUUCUAGCCUAAUCUUUAUUGCCCUGCUUACAGAAACUGCCUCUCUGGUUAACCCUUAUUACAUUGUAACAGCUAAGGCAAAGCACCCAUCAACGUAAGUGAUGUUGAAUUGGCCACGCCCACACAGUCACAUGACCCUGAGCCAUGCCUACCCAGCUGGUCAUUAGGCAGAGAACCGGUUGUUAAAUUAUUUGAAUCCCACCACUGCUUUAGUAGGUCUGUGCUAAAUUGUUCAUAUCAAACAUUCUCUGUUUAGAACAGUCAUUUUGGAAUGGUUCUUUACCAGAACUAUAUAUGUACACUUUGUAGGAAUGCUGAAUGAAGAAUGAAUGCAGACAGAAAUAUUCCUAUUCUGGGUAGAAAUUUUUUGGGAGGAGAUGGGGAUGGUUAGAAUUAAAUAACUAUGGCCAAGUCUUCAUAGGAGGGAGAGAAGUGAAAGGAAGUUAUUGAGAAGAUUGAAAGUGAGCAGGUUAUGUUAUACUGUGAUAUCAUAGCAGCUGAGGAAAAAAGGUGACACACUGCAUUGUUUCUGAAGUGAGGGAGAGAGGGGCACCAGCAUUGCCCUAAAUGCCCUGUAAAUUAAUUCAGAGUUUUCUGCAGAUUUUAUUUCUGCCAAACUUUGAUCAAUCCAGAAAUCAGAAUUCUGAAGUUGUUGUGACCUAGGCUUACUGAGUCCUUACAAGACACAAUUAGUCCCAAACAAAUCUAUUUUAUUGUAACAGCUGAGAAUUAUUUUCAUUCCCAGCUGAGUCCCAAUUAGUUGCAAAACAAAUCCUUCAGAAGAAGUCCUUUGGGAUAAUCACCAACCUUUAUUUUUGUUUUGACACCCUGCCAAAAGCCUUAAUUGGCAAAGCCCAUGGAGUUCAGAAACAAACAAGAGAUGCCAACUGGAAACAGAGUUAGCAACGAUGCUUUCCUGCAAAAGGCUCCAAGUGCCUUUCCUUCUCUUUUAAGCCUUAUGGUGGUGGUGGUGGGGGCAAUCAUCUCCUGGCCUUAGUCCCAAGUCAUCCCUUUUGCUUGAGUUGCUCUUGCCUUCUGGCAGCUUUGUGCAUGCGUGCACUAGGAACAGGCUCCUACUGUUCCUCUGCCUCUCUCUGCUGUCCGACUCUGGGGGCUCCGGAGUCUGCGCAUCACUCUCAGAUGGCCCUGGCCUAAUCUCUGCCUCCGACACAGAGCCCUCGUCCAGGCCUUCCCCAGACUCCAAGACUGGCCCAUGUUCUUCCCCAGCCUCCUCAUUGUCGAACUCUGCUGCCAGCUCCACAGGCCACAACAGAAGUGUACUUUCUAUUUGUACUUACAUUUAUGAGCAUUUUUGAGAAAAACCUUUUCUAUUCUGAAAUUAUACAAAUGUUCUCGUCAGGCUUGAGCUACAUAUUGCUAAUCAAAACUAAUAAUUUGCUUCUGUCAUA
This is a messenger RNA of Ahaetulla prasina, 2416 nucleotides long. It is a transcript of the gene ALKAL1, whose product is annotated as ALK and LTK ligand 1. Gene Ontology annotation, biological process: positive regulation of ERK5 cascade; positive regulation of ERK1 and ERK2 cascade. Gene Ontology annotation, molecular function: receptor signaling protein tyrosine kinase activator activity; receptor tyrosine kinase binding. Lineage: Eukaryota; Metazoa; Chordata; Lepidosauria; Squamata; Colubridae. The transcript is spliced from 4 exons. Bases 453 to 965 code for a protein of 170 amino acids. The record is from RefSeq and is a predicted model, not a curated record.